CAUUUAAGAAGGAGAUAGUUCAAAUAGAAUAUGCUGACAGAUGCGGGAGCAAAAGGAGAGGGAGGACUUUGUGCAGAUAUUUUAGCAAAGUAAAGACUGAGUGAAGGCUCAUCUUGGAAUUUAUUGACAGAUUGAGGAUAUCUUGAGUUUACUCGGAGGAGAGCUGACACUGCUGGGAGAAGAUGAUCUGCAGGAUCCUGCUGCUCAUCAGCCUGACCUCCUGUGUCUCUGGGAUGUUUGAGCCUCAGAACACGGCUCUGAAGCAUCAGGCAGCGGAGGGCAAUAACAUCACAGUUGAAUGGAGAUUCUCCGCCAGAACCGACAUUUCCGUCCCCUCGCUUAAGAUACACUGUGUGUUUGUGUUGGGGCUGAAGGUUUUCUACCAUCUGGACAACAGUGUCAACGAGUCUCUGCACGAGCAGUUUGCAGGACGGACGCAGUGUGACAAAGACGCUCUCAGAACGGGCCGUGUCCGGCUUCAUCUGUCCAGAGUCAGGACUAAUGACUCGGGGCUGUACCUCUGUAGGAUGGCCACUGGAUUUGGCAGGAAGGUUAAACAGUUCUCACUCAACAUCACUGCAGCCGUUGACGAGCCCGUAACCAUGACAACAAAACCAGUACCAGCGAUAACAAUACCAGUACCACCGAGCCGAGAGAGAAUCUGCUUCUAUGUUGUACUGGGACUGGCAGCAGCAGCAGCAGCAGCUGUACUGGCCGCCAGUUGCUCUACUUUAUAAAUAUAAAUAUAAUGUUUCAGCUGUCCUGAAGCUUCUGCUGCCCUCUGCUGGUCUGAAGAGAAACCAGCCAGAUGGAUGAAGACAAAACUGGUUCUUGUGUUGGAGAACGCUGCCGGGCUGAUGGAGAGAAAUCAGAACACACUGCAGCGGAGUUUUCUGGCCUCAUGGUGACUCAGUGGUUCUAGCUCUGUUGGUUCCUGUCCUGACAGACAGAACAGACCACGUUCACAGCAGUGAGGUUGUGUUUUCAUGUCCACUAUGCUGCUGACUUCUAGACAUCACAUGUACUGUAAUGACAGUUACUGACUGUUAAUGCAAGGACUAAUAUGAGUUGUACUAAAGGGAAGAUGCUGUUAAAGUAUAAGUGAGGUCUGAUCUCUUUAUUUUACAGAUAACUUAUUGUACAUUCAGGAGUUUACUCAAGUAAAUGUAUUAUUAUACAUUACAUUAUUAUGCAGAAUGUCACAUUUCAGAAUAAUGUAUAUUAUUAUCAUUAUGUUGCAUUAAUGUGUUCAUCACUUUAAUGUUGCAGCUGCUAAAGGUGGUGCUUGUUUUUGUUAUUUUUUUUACUAUAUACACUGCCGAGUAGCUUGUAAAUUCAAAGCAAAGUCUUAUCUUAAUCCCUAAUAUUACAUCAUAUUUCAUUUGUUUAUUAUAUUUUGUAUUAUGAAACUGAAUCUGCCAAGUAGCUAAAGUGAUCAGAUAAUUUUAAUGGAGUAAAAAGUACAAUUCAUGCCUCUGAAAUGUAGAGAAGAAGUAUAAAGUCUCAGAAAAUGGAAAUAUUCAAAGUAAAGUACCUCAAACUUGUGCUUAAGUACAGUACUUGAGUAAAUGUACUCUGUUACUUUCCACCACUGGAUGUAUGUUACAGUAAACUGCUAACCUGUUGAAAAAGAAAAGCACUCUGCAGUCGCUGACUGUGAUGUUUGUCAUACAUCUGUAAUAAAUCUAUACUUUUGUA
Molecule: messenger RNA, 1698 nt
Organism: Sebastes umbrosus (honeycomb rockfish)
Lineage: Eukaryota; Metazoa; Chordata; Actinopteri; Perciformes; Sebastidae
Exons: 4
Coding region: 183-737 (184 amino acids)
Source: RefSeq, a predicted model, not a curated record